AUGCCCUCCGGGCUCGUGAUGGCUGCAGAAGGCCAAGGCGGAGCAGCCGGCACCUUGACGCCUGAGUAUCUGGCGGAGGAUUCUGGCAACGAACUCAUCUCGAUAUCCAUCGCCUUCGCCUGCCUCACGACUGUGUUCCUCGCCCUGCGACUAUUUGCGAAACGGUUCACCGCGGGCGGCUAUGGAAUCGACGAUUACUUCUUGGCGGCGGCAUACGUCGUCAACCUCGGCAUGUGCGCCGUAGGCAUAGUCAUGGUAAAGGUUGGUGGUGUCGGACGACACGUCGAGUACCUCGAGGAAUUUCACCCCGAACUGCUGGCAGGGUGGGCAAAGUCCCUGCUUGCCUUCGAGCUCAUCUACUUUACGUCCGUGGCGCUGCCAAAGAUGAGCAUCGUGUGCCUGUUCCUACGUGUCUUCAACUGGAAGGGCGCCAUGCGCACCGCCGCCUACGUUAUCCUCGCGGCCCUCGCCGCCACCAGCGUGUCCUUCGUCGUCACGGCGUGCUUUCAAUGCCAGCCCAUCGCUUACUGGUGGGACCGGACGAUCCCCGGUGGCAAGUGUAUCGACGUGCAGGCCUUCUUCCACGGGCAGGCCAUCCCUGGCUUCUUGUUGGACUUCAUCAUCAUGGCGCUGCCGCUUCAAACCAUCUGGGCCCUGAAGCUGCCGUUGCACAAGAGACUCGCACUGGUCGGCAUCUUCAUGGUUGGCAGUUUCGGUGUCGUCGCAUCCAUGAUCCGCGCCUACAUCUUCUUCCAGACGUCGGCGUUUGCUGAUCGCACUUGGGCAUCCGUCGGCCUCGUCGGCUGGAGCAUCAUCGAGACGGGAACCUACAUCAUCGCGGCCUGCCUCCCCCACUUCCGCCCCAUGAUCUCCUACUACACGCCACCAUGGCUCAAGAGCUUCGUGCGAAAGACGGUAUCGCAAGCCACCAACACCGCGUCCAAGGUGACCGGCUCCAAAAAUACUCAGAGACGCCGCGGCGAUGAUGAGGUGGAGCUCACCGAGCACUCGAAGAAGCAGGCUUUCGAGACGCAAAGCGACAUGACGGGCGACGAGGAGCGCGGAUACGCGGGGCAUGCUCGAUCGCCGGUAUCAGUGAGGACUGUUGAGGUGCGCAAGUCGGACGACAUGGUGAAGGGAGACUGGGCUCAUGAUGGGCAGAUCCGGGUCACGACCGAAGUCAAGCUGGAAAGGGAGAGGACGUCGACCGUCCUCGGUCAUUCAGAGUCAUGA
Messenger RNA from Colletotrichum graminicola M1.001, 1233 nucleotides. RefSeq lists its product as uncharacterized. The record is from RefSeq and is a predicted model, not a curated record. The transcript is spliced from 4 exons. Lineage: Eukaryota; Fungi; Ascomycota; Sordariomycetes; Glomerellales; Glomerellaceae. Bases 1 to 1233 code for a protein of 410 amino acids.